AUGGUUGAUCGCCACGUGCUAGCAUGUGCUCCUUCAAAUAUUGCUGUGGAUAAUUUGGUAGAGAAGUUGGCCAAGAAUAAAGCUAAGGUGGUAAGGCUUGGUCAUCCAGCAAGACUUCUUUCGUCCAUUCAGCAUUAUUCAUUGGAUGCCAUCUUAACAGCAUCAGAUUCAACAUCUAUUAUACAAGAUGUUAGGAAGGAUAUUGACAAGGCAUUGUCAAAAUCAAGAAAGUCCAAAGAACCAAGUGAGAGACGGCAUCUCAGACAAGAAAUCAAAACACUGCGAAAAGAAUUACGCCAGAGAGAAGAAAAAGCUAUGAAAGAGGUUCUGAUUGGUGCAGAAGUUGUCUUGGCAACCAACACAAGCGCAGGGAAUGAUGGUCCACUAGGCCGCCUUCCCAUGGAUCAUUUCGAUUUGGUUGUCAUCGACGAGGCCGCUCAGGCUCUGGAAGCAAGUUGCUGGAUACCAUUACUGAGGGCUCCAAGAUGCAUAUUAUCAGGUGAUCACCAUCAGCUUCCACCGACAAUAGUCUCACCUGAGGCAGCUAAAAAAGGUUUAGACGUCACUCUGAUGGAAAGAGUAGUGAAGCAAUAUGAUGACAAGGUUGUGCGCAUGCUCACUACACAGUACAGAAUGCAUGAAUCAAUAAUGAAGUGGUCUUCAGAGCAGCUAUACAACAACCAACUCAAAGCAGAUAGCUCCGUGCAGCAUCAUCUACUGAAGGAUCUCCCCAACGUCCAAGAAACAGAAGAAACAACCAUCCCUCUUUUAUUGAUUGACACGACCGGAUGUGACGUCAUGGAGCUCGAAGUUGAAGAUGAACUCUCCAAGGGAAACGAGGGAGAAGCUGAUAUAGUCGCUACGCAUGUCACUGCGUUGAUUAACGCUGGCCUUGAUGCUCGAGAUAUUGCUGUCAUUGCUCCUUAUAAUUUACAGGUCGAGUUGUUGCGAAAGAGGCUUUCUCAYGUUUUCCCAUCACUUGAGAUCAAAUCAGUGGACGGUUUUCAAGGACGAGAGAAAGAAGCCGUGAUAAUAUCGCUUGUUCGCUCAAAUAAACAAGGUACCACAACUAUUUUAACCAAGUUUGUCGGAAAUAUAGUCUCCUUCACGGUCACCUGCGCCAUCUUGAAAGGUAGCCGUGCCUUGGCAUCGAAAUGA
Exaiptasia diaphana is the source of this 1158-nucleotide messenger RNA. Its product is annotated as DNA-binding protein SMUBP-2. NCBI's taxonomy places the organism in Eukaryota, Metazoa, Cnidaria, Anthozoa, Actiniaria, Aiptasiidae. The record is from RefSeq and is a predicted model, not a curated record. The coding region runs from base 1 to 1158 and encodes 385 amino acids. Gene Ontology annotation, molecular function: 5'-3' DNA helicase activity. The transcript has 7 exons.